Vespula pensylvanica (western yellowjacket) is the source of this 2737-nucleotide messenger RNA. RefSeq names its product galactosylgalactosylxylosylprotein 3-beta-glucuronosyltransferase P-like (gene GlcAT-P). Gene Ontology annotation, molecular function: galactosylgalactosylxylosylprotein 3-beta-glucuronosyltransferase activity. Lineage: Eukaryota; Metazoa; Arthropoda; Insecta; Hymenoptera; Vespidae. Gene Ontology annotation, biological process: chondroitin sulfate proteoglycan biosynthetic process; carbohydrate metabolic process. The transcript is spliced from 7 exons. Gene Ontology annotation, cellular component: Golgi membrane. Bases 751 to 1893 code for a protein of 380 amino acids. The record is from RefSeq and is a predicted model, not a curated record.
GUGUCUCGAGAUGUAGAUACCGUGUAUACAUAUAUACAUAUAUAUACAUAACGUAGAAACAUAUAUACAAUACAUUCAUAGAUACAUCGUAUGAGGCGCGUAAAAUUCAAGCGAAUGCGGGCACUAUGUGCGCGAGAUAGACCGACUGCGCGCUGCGCCAUUCCGAUCUAACCCGAAUGAGUUUCCGAGGUCGAGCAAGUGGAGAGUACGCGAGUUACUGCGGCCGCACACGAUUCGCAAGUUCGUCAGUCGCGGCUCGGCGACGAGCGUGCACGCGUUUCGUUCGCGUUGUUCGCUCGUUCGGUUACGAAGAAAUUCACUAUUUUUCUUUUUUCUUCUUUUUCUUUAUUAUCUUUUUCUUCUUCCUCUUCGAUCAUUGGGUAAACGGUAAUUUACGACGUUACGUUUAAGUUUAUGGGAAAAUAGAGACUCGCAUACACACACAGGCGUAUACAAACCGAGAGUGCGAUGAAUCAUGCCAAAGAGAAUAACCAAUGAGAGGAGAAGACGUACGAAGCCGGCCGACAUGCGUGGUUUAUCGACAAAAUUUCAACUCACGACGGAUGUUCUUCCUGUUCUUUUAUCGCAUUACGCCUUCGCUGCACGUCGCUGAAAGUUUAUCCACGCGUUUCUCGAACCUCCUCAAGAUACAUGCAUGUUAGAAGACGUUAAAGUUGUAAUAAAAAAAAACAACGACGACGUAGACAAGAUAUUCAAUGUGUACAGAAUUAUCAUUCAGGCAUUUGUAAGAUGAAACCGUCCAUGAAAAUGGGAGUGAUCGCCUUGGUAGGUGUUUGUGUGGUAUUUUAUCAAUACCAUUUGUCCACCGGAAUUAGAUUCGAUCAGGCGAUCGAUUUUAGUGCCGGUGGAUCUCUCGACGAUGAAGUCGAAUCUCAUCAAAUUAAGUUCCCAAGGUUUACCACAGAUAUGGUAAUGAACGCGGUACGUCGAGUACAAGACUCGAAUGGUCUCAGUCCAGAAGUUGGUACAUUAUUGAUUAAAGAGAUUUGGUAUCAACUCAACAAAAAUGUUCUUGAAAAUACGGAAAAUGAUUCGCGAAUUUUACGACCUUGUUCAAAACUUGUUACCACGAACGUCGCAUGUAUGCCUUCCUUAUCAUCAUCGUCCACGAAGAAUGAAAUAUCUUUGGAUCCUCUCUACAUUAUAACACCGACUUAUCGUAGACCAGAACAAAUUCCAGAACUCACUAGGAUGUCUCACACACUUAUGUUAGUCAAAAAUAUUCACUGGCUCGUCAUAGAGGAUGCGUAUGUAGCCACGAAACAAGUAACGAGAUUACUCGAACGUACAGGAUUAAAAUUCGAUCAUUUGACAGCUCCGAUGCCAGAAAAAUAUAAAUUUAGAAAUGGUGCAAAGCCUCGCGGCGUUUCUAACAGAAAUCGUGGCUUGCAAUGGAUAAGAGCAAACGCAACGAAAGGUGUACUUUAUUUCGCUGAUGAUGAUAACACCUAUGACAUAGCUUUGUUCGACGAGAUCCGUAAAACGAAAACUGUGUCAAUGUUUCCGGUUGGUCUUUGCACCAAAUUUGGUUUGAGUUCUCCGAUUAUAAAGAACGGCACGUUUGCUGGUUUCUACGAUGGAUGGGUCGCUGGUCGUAAGUUUCCAGUUGACAUGGCAGGCUUUGCAGUGAACGUAAAAUUCUUACUUCAAAGGCCAAACGCCACGAUGCCGUUUAGAGCUGGUUACGAGGAAGAUGGUUUCUUGAAGAGUCUUGCACCGUUGGAACCACGAGACGUACAAUUAUUGGCAGACAAUUGUACGAGGGUACUCGCGUGGCAUACGCAAACGAAAAAAAAUGAACCGAGUGUACCGUUGAAUAUGAAACUCUAUGGCUCGACAAAUCUCGUUAAAUUGAAGGAACAAAUAGUAUGAUGUCUGGUAAGAUACAGCAUUAUUUACCGAAGAUAAAAAUCUCGGCUACUCGUCCGUUUUGUUUCUCGGACCUGUUUCUAACGGAUAGGUGCAAGAAAAAAAAGCUAUGUGAUUUAGUGCCUAAAGUAUUUCUCCUACUUGUAAUCUAAAGAAGAAGAAGAAAAAGAAGAAGAAGAAUGGGGUGUUCUUAAGCUGAGCCAUCAAAAUAACGGCAAAGCCUUUGAUCUAAUUUUUAAUUUGAAGGCAGACGUUUACCUCAUAUCUAUGAGAUCGAAAACGAGUCUCCUGCAUUGCAGUAGUAUGGUUUACUGUAACAUAGUUUCAAUAUAGUGCAUUUUUAAUUAUGAUAUGUGUAUACACACACACACACACACACACACAUACACACAAAUGCUCUUCUGUGAACAAAACAGACAUGACCAAUCGAGGUGAGUUAAAUUGAUUUUAGUGAGCAUAGUGAUAGUGAAAGAUUUUUGUGAGAGAACAAGAAGGGUGAGGGGAGCAAUGUAAAAAGAAAAAAAAAAGCGAGUAACUAUCUUGGACCAGUAAAUACGUAGCGAAAGUGUGAGAGUUCAGUACACGAAUCGAAUCUGCCUAAGCCUCCAAAUAUGCACUUAAUUGUAUCGACGAGAUAUUAUUAAUAGCAAUCCUGAGAUUUUUCUUUGUGUAUCGUCUUUGAACAGUUUAUGCAAUCAUCUUUAGAUAUAAAUUUCAAUUUCCGAUUUUUAUCGGAUAUUGGAAAUCGGUUGCAUGUUAAAACUUUGAACAAUAAUAAAUAUUACCAAUAUGGUAUAUUAUUAAGCAGAAAGAAAAAUUUUUGUGAAUAACAAGUGUGCCGAAUCAA